Messenger RNA from Culex quinquefasciatus (southern house mosquito), 582 nucleotides. RefSeq lists its product as uncharacterized. The record is from RefSeq and is a predicted model, not a curated record. NCBI's taxonomy places the organism in Eukaryota, Metazoa, Arthropoda, Insecta, Diptera, Culicidae. The transcript has 4 exons. The coding region runs from base 31 to 582 and encodes 183 amino acids.
ACCAACAAGCGGCAAGUGGCUCUCGGCAAAAUGGCACAAAUUAGUGCCACCUUAAUUUUCGUUUGUUUGUUACUUCCUCAAAACAGUAAGACGACCCUAUCGAUUGAUUUUGACGAAGAGUACGUCGAUUGUGAGAACGGGAUACCAAUGCCGAGCAUAGAUAUGUCCCAAUUCUUGAUUCUUACACAGGAGGAUGGUUCUGUUACGAUGAACGGGACCGUUCGUUUCACCAAGGAUUACGAGAGUCCAACAAGGUGGAAAGUGUAUACGGAACGGCUAGAGCGUGGCGAAUGGCACCCGGCCAUUGUUGCCCGAGAUAUCCCGAACAUUUGUGCGGUUCUGCAGAUGCCUUACGAACCCUGGUACCGGUACACCAAGUUUAUGGAGCAAAAAAGUUGUCCCUACCUAGCUGGGCACGAAGAACAUAUUGACAAUAUCGACAUUGGAAAUUUUGCUGCAAUAUACGGUGUGGCGGAGGCAUUGAUUGGUGAAUGGAAAGUUUACCAUUUCGUCACUGCGACGCGUAAUGGGCAGCGGGUCGAGGAGUGCUUCAUGAACCCGGCAACCGUUUCGGAGAUAUAA